Messenger RNA from Procambarus clarkii (red swamp crayfish), 2241 nucleotides. NCBI's taxonomy places the organism in Eukaryota, Metazoa, Arthropoda, Malacostraca, Decapoda, Cambaridae. The record is from RefSeq and is a predicted model, not a curated record.
AUGUGGCCACCACGGCCGAUACUGCCCCCGGCCGCCUCCACCAGUAGGGUCCUGGCGCUGCCCCCGGCCGCCUCCACCAGUAGGGUCCUGGCGCUGCCCCCGGCCGCCUCCACCAGUAGGGUCCUGGCGCUGGCCCCGGCCGCCUCCACCAGUAGGGUCCUGGCGCUGCCCCCGGCCGCCUCCACCAGUAGGGUCCUGGCGCUGCCCCCGGCCGCCUCCACCAGUAGGGUCCUGGCGCUGGCCCCGGCCGCCUCCACCAGUAGGGUCCUGGCGCUGCCCCCGGCCGCCUCCACCAGUAGGGUCCUGGCGCUGCCCCCGGCCGCCUCCACCAGUAGGGUCCUGGCGCUGCCCCCGGCCGCCUCCACCAGUAGGGUCCUGGCGCUGCCCCGGCCGCCUCCACCAGUAGGGUCCUGGCGCUGGCCCCGGCCGCCUCCACCAGUAGGGUCCUGGCGCUGGCCCCGGCCGCCUCCACCAGUAGGGUCCUGGCGCUGGCCCCGGCCGCCUCCACCAGUAGGGUCCUGGCGCUGGCCCCGGCCGCCUCCACCAGUAGGGUCCUGGCGCUGGCCCCGGCCGCCUCCACCAGUAGGGUCCUGGCGCUGCCCCCGGCCGCCUCCACCAGUAGGGUCCUGGCGCUGCCCCCGGCCGCCUCCACCAGUAGGGUCCUGGCGCUGGCCCCGGCCGCCUCCACCAGUAGGGUCCUGGCGCUGCCCCCGGCCGCCUCCACCAGUAGGGUCCUGGCGCUGCCCCCGGCCGCCUCCACCAGUAGGGUCCUGGCGCUGCCCCCGGCCGCCUCCACCAGUAGGGUCCUGGCGCUGCCCCCGGCCGCCUCCACCAGUAGGGUCCUGGCGCUGGCCCCGGCCGCCUCCACCAGUAGGGUCCUGGCGCUGGCCCCGGCCGCCUCCACCAGUAGGGUCCUGGCGCUGCCCCCGGCCGCCUCCACCAGUAGGGUCCUGGCGCUGGCCCCGGCCGCCUCCACCAGUAGGGUCCUGGCGCUGGCCCCGGCCGCCUCCACCAGUAGGGUCCUGGCGCUGCCCCCGGCCGCCUCCACCAGUAGGGUCCUGGCGCUGGCCCCCGGCCGCCUCCACCAGUAGGGUCCUGGCGCUGCCCCCGGCCGCCUCCACCAGUAGGGUCCUGGCGCUGCCCCCGGCCGCCUCCACCAGUAGGGUCCUGGCGCUGCCCCCGGCCGCCUCCACCAGUAGGGUCCUGGCGCUGGCCCCGGCCGCCUCCACCAGUAGGGUCCUGGCGCUGGCCCCGGCCGCCUCCACCAGUAGGGUCCUGGCGCUGGCCCCGGCCGCCUCCACCAGUAGGGUCCUGGCGCUGCCCCCGGCCGCCUCCACCAGUAGGGUCCUGGCGCUGCCCCCGGCCGCCUCCACCAGUAGGGUCCUGGCGCUGCCCCCGGCCGCCUCCACCAGUAGGGUCCUGGCGCUGCCCCCGGCCGCCUCCACCAGUAGGGUCCUGGCGCUGCCCCCGGCCGCCUCCACCAGUAGGGUCCUGGCGCUGCCCCCGGCCGCCUCCACCAGUAGGGUCCUGGCGCUGGCCCCCGGCCGCCUCCACCAUAGGGUCCUGGCGCUGCCCCCGGCCGCCUCCACCAGUAGGGUCCUGGCGCUGCCCCCGGCCGCCUCCACCAGUAGGGUCCUGGCGCUGGCCCCGGCCGCCUCCACCAGUAGGGUCCUGGCGCUGCCCCCGGCCGCCUCCACCAGUAGGGUCCUGGCGCUGGCCCCGGCCGCCUCCACCAGUAGGGUCCUGGCACUGGCCCCGGCCGCCUCCACCAGUAGGGUCCUGGCGCUGGCCCCGGCCGCCUCCACCAGUAGGGUCCUGGCGCUGCCCCCGGCCGCCUCCACCAGUAGGGUCCUGGCGCUGGCCCCGGCCGCCUCCACCAGUAGGGUCCUGGCGCUGCCCCCGGCCGCCUCCACCAGUAGGGUCCUGGCGCUGGCCCCGGCCGCCUCCACCAGUAGGGUCCUGGCGCUGGCCCCGGCCGCCUCCACCAGUAGGGUCCUGGCGCUGCCCCCGGCCGCCUCCACCAGUAGGGUCCUGGCGCUGGCCCCGGCCGCCUCCACCAGUAGGGUCCUGGCGCUGCCCCCGGCCGCCUCCACCAGUAGGGUCCUGGCGCUGGGCCCGGCCGCCUCCACCAGUAGGGUCCUGGCGCUGGGCCCCCGGCCGCCUCCACCAGUAGGGUCCUGGCGCUGGGCCCCCGCCACAGUAUACAACCCCACACAGAUCACCAGCUCAACCCGGUAUUAG